Molecule: messenger RNA, 1764 nt
Organism: Nicotiana tabacum (common tobacco)
Lineage: Eukaryota; Viridiplantae; Streptophyta; Magnoliopsida; Solanales; Solanaceae
Product: glucan endo-1,3-beta-glucosidase 11-like
Biological process (GO): carbohydrate metabolic process
Molecular function (GO): hydrolase activity, hydrolyzing O-glycosyl compounds
Source: RefSeq, a predicted model, not a curated record
UGGAAUUCAAAACACCUCGUAAUCAAAUCAUAUAACAAGACUAUAUAUGUGCUUUGUCUGAAAAUAAUUUCACUACCAAAAACCCCACUCACUACCCACCCCCAAAACAAAACGACCGCCAAAACCCCACCCAUAAACCUCCGUCCUCCGCCACCGUAAACCACCGUGUGCCACCACCUGAUCUUACAUUUUUUUUUUGACUUUUAUAGAAAAAUCAAGAAUAUUGAAAGUUAGCGUAUUUUUUGAUUGGUGGGGUUUUGUAAAAAGUGAUAAGCAGUUAAAAGGGUGUGUUGGGUAAUGGUUGAAGAAGCUAAAAGACUGAGCUUUUCUGUUUCUUGAAUUUGCGAAGGCAAAGGGGACGGCGUCGUUUUUAGGCUGUGCAGUGAUGAUGAAGAUACGCUUGAAUUUUCUGCGAUUCCUUUUUAUGUUAUUGGUGAUCUUCACUCCUAAUGCUCAACUGACUGCAAGAGCAUUCACCGGAACUUAUGGAAUUAACUAUGGGAGAAUCGCAGAUAACAUCCCUUCACCUGAUAAAGUUGUUAAACUCCUUCGAGCGGCAAAAAUUAAGAAUGUUAGAAUAUAUGAUGCAGAACCCAGUGUCCUUAAUGCCUUUAAAGGGACAGGGCUUGAGUUGGUGGUUGGACUUCCGAACGGAUUUGUAAAAGAAAUGAGUGCUAAUGCAGAUCAUGCUCUGACUUGGGUAAAAGAUAAUGUGAAGGCAUUCCUUCCCGGUACCCGCAUUGUCGGCAUCGCUGUGGGAAAUGAAGUUUUGGGGGGCAGUGACAACGAACUAGAGAUAGCUCUUCUGAAUGCUGUAAAGAAUGUAUAUAAUGCAACACAAAAGCUCGGGAUAAGUGACAUUGUUCAGAUAUCGACUGCACACUCACAGGCCGUCUUUGUUAAUUCAUUCCCUCCCUCCGCUUGUAUAUUUAAAGACGGUGUUGCUCAGUUGAUGAAGCCACUUUUACAGUUAUUCUCAGAAAUUGGAUCUCCGUUCUGUUUAAAUGCCUACCCCUUUUUGGCUUACACGUACAAUUCAGACAAAAUAGACAUAAAUUAUGCUCUUUUUCAGCCGAAUGGGGGAAUUGUUGACAAUAGAACUCUUCUUCAUUAUGAUAACCUGCUCGAUGCUCAGAUUGAUGCAGCAUAUGCAGCUCUAGAGAAUGCUGGUUUCAGAAAAAUGGAAGUCAUAGUUACUGAAACAGGCUGGGCGUCUAAUGGGGAUGAGAACGAACCUGCUGCUACGCCAGGUAAUGCUAGUACAUAUAAUUAUAAUCUGCGAAAAAGGCUUGCCAAGAGGAAAGGAACUCCAAUGAGGCCAAAAAAAAUGUUGAAGGCAUAUAUUUUUGCACUGUUCAAUGAGAAUUCAAAGCCGGGUCAAUCGUCAGAGAAGAACUUCGGACUCUUCAAAGCUGAUGGUAGUAUUUCUUAUGAUAUUGGUUUCUCUGGGCUGCAAGAUAUAUCAGCUGCAUCUUCGCUUUUCUCUUUGAAGGGAAUUAAAGCUCGAGGGUAUUAUUUGUCAGCGAUAGCAAUCACAGCUUCUAUGUCAGUGCUGCUAUCGAGGUUGUGACAACAUUUUUGAACUCAUCUUAUACUAAAUACCAGAUUAGCAUCUUGAAUAUUUCCUAGUAGAAACUGCUACAUCAACAACAUUAGGAAUGCAGUCAUAUAUCUUCAUCGCUAUCAUGAAGGUUGCUGAUUGUUUUUGAAUUUUUCAGCCAUGUACAUCAGUAUAUAUGAAAUAAAUUUAUUCUUGGUUUAUCA